Molecule: messenger RNA, 438 nt
Organism: Penicillium riverlandense
Lineage: Eukaryota; Fungi; Ascomycota; Eurotiomycetes; Eurotiales; Aspergillaceae
Product: sucrase/ferredoxin-like domain-containing protein
Exons: 1
Coding region: 1-438 (145 amino acids)
Source: RefSeq, a predicted model, not a curated record
AUGGAGUUCUUCAAAAGAGGCGCAGGCUCGCUCUUUAGCUCCUCCAACGUCUCCCUCGCCUCCUCGCGCACAGACGAGGACACAGACGCCGUUGGCGACAACGCCCUCGCCGCGGACGGGUUUCGGUCCGUCCCCGCGCAUGACGACUUAUUCACCAAAGUCGACCCCGCCGUUGAUGGAGAAGAGUGCCUACACGACUGUGCGACGUGCACAGUCAAAUACCCCGCGAAAUUCGAGAUCGAUCAAGAAGACGAGUUGUAUGGCCAGGUGAAAGGGUGGGCGACGCACCUGCUCGUCGCCACGGGAAAGUCGGAUUGGGUGCGCGACGUGGCCGACGAGGAGGGGAGUGUCAUGGAGGCAAUUGAGAAGGGUGGGAUAGAACCGAGCAACGGGGUGCGUGGCUGGGUUCUUUUAGCUUUUGGCAGAGAUCUGUAUUGA